GAUAGUGCAGUGCAAGAGUUUGUUGACUUCUGAUUGAAGUGCUGAAUUAUUAUCUGGGCAGGAGCAAGAAAAUCACACUUUGACUGGAAUACUCUUCUUUCUAGAAGAUGAGAGGUAGUGAGCAGCUUCAGUGGUUGCUGGGGUGGAACUUACUAUUCUCUGUCGUCUCCCAGCUCGACCUAGACUCACCACAGUGGCGAGAAUGUCCUCAGAUGCUGCCCAAGGUCCUCGUUGGCUACGCGCCGCGUGGCAACGAGUCAGCUGGCGUCUACAAGAAGAGUCCUGAGGCAGUGACUAUAUCAAGUUGUGUGGCCCUGUGUUGUGAACAGCCAUCCUGCAACAUUGUCUUUAUGUUCAAGCAAACUUGUUUCCAAAUUGAGUGUGAGAGCGAUUCUCUAUGUGAGCCAGUGUAUAGAGAAGGUUCCCAGUUUGGCAACAACGUCCGGAUGGUCUUAGUCCGUCCUGUCAUCGGUGGAAGUUGGGGGGACAUCACCGAUGUUAUGGCUCCUGUUGAUUAUAACCGAGACAAGUUGUGGUUCGGCACCAAUCUACAAGACUUAGAUAUGGCCGAGAGCAACGUCAACGCAGACAAAGUGUGUGUGAUGGAUUGUCCGGAACACGAGCACUGCAGUGUGGCCACGACUGAGUGUGUUUGUGACGUGGGAUACCUGCGCAACAGACAGGGCGACUGUAUAUCUGCUGGAAACAUGACAGCUGUAUCUGCCUUGCUGUUAUCACCUUCAAGGGAAUCUACGGAAUCUCCUUCCUCUUCUAAGGUGUCUGAUGGAAUUGAUUCCAGUUCCAAAGUUCCUGUCCAAACGCUCCAUGUUUCGGUGUUGUCCAAAGUUGUUCGGUUGCCUGAAAACGGAGCAGCGUUGUCUGCAUACACCAUCCCAGCACAGUUAUCUGAUGGAGGAAAGUACAACUACGAAUGGACCUUAAUUUCCCAACCAGAGGGAAGUAGCAAGGGCACGAUGACAGAUAAGAACGGGGAAACACUGAAGCUAAGUAACCUAAGCGAAGGAGUUUAUGAGUUCAAGGUGGCUGUAUCGGGUCCUGGAGUUUACGGAGAAGCUUUCGCUAACGUCACUGUCAUGCCUCCUAAGAGGAUCAACAAACCACCAGUGGCCAUAGUGAAGCCGGCGUCCAAAACGGUAAAGCUGCCGAACACGGGAGCCGUGCUGGACGGGUCGUCUAGCUACGAUGACGCAGCCAUCAUAGCUUGGCAUUGGGAACUACAGAAAGGACCACUCGGCUACCAGCCGACUCUGCAGGACAGUCCUACGCUGGUGCUGAAUAAUCUCAACAUCACUGGCAACUACACCUUCACGCUGACAGUGGAAGAUUCUGACCAUGAGAAGAACUCUACAGUAGCCAACAUCACAGUACUGCAGAUGCCAGAUUAUCCUCCAGUGGCCAAUGCAGGCCAAGACGUGAUACUCUACCUGCCUCACAAUAAUGUCACUCUCAACGGCAGUCUCAGUUCAGACGACAAGGCCAUCGUCAGCUGGGAGUGGACGAAAAGCCCGUCUGACCAGGAUAAAGCUGUUGACAUGCAGAAAACACGCACCCCUUACCUCGAGCUGUCCAAUCUGGAGGAGGGGAUGUACACGUUCAUACUGAAAGUGACUGAUGAAGCCGAUCAGUCGGACACUUCAACUGUUCAUGUGUUUGUCAAACCUCCCACCAACAAACCACCGUCUGCUAAUGCCGGAACGAACAUAACUGUCUCACUGCCUCAAACUACCGUACUAUUGGAUGGAAGCAAAAGUUCUGAUGAUAUUAAAAUUGUCUCUUGGAGUUGGGAAAUGGUCAGUGGUCCAGGCAAUGUGGAGUUCAGUGCGCACAACGAGAGUGUUACCAACGUGACCGGACUCACUAAGGGGCAGUACGUGUUCAAACUGACGGUGACGGACGGUAACGGCAACAUCGCCACUAACACUGUCGGAGUCACUGUUACCCAGAACAGUAACUCCCCGCCCAAGGCCAAUGCAGGAGGAGACCACACUGUAGAACUGCCUGUAGACGUGCUCGUACUCAACGGGUCUCAGUCCCGGGAUGACCUGGCUAUAGCCAAGUGGCUGUGGACCCGGGAACCCACUAGCCUCGCUAUCGGCACCAUCAUAGCCGGCACCGACACUUCACCAACCCUCAUGUUGACCAACGUUGUGGCUGGGCGUUACUUGUUCCGUCUGAGAGUUACGGAUGAACAAGGAGAAUGGGACGAAGACACUGUCUCUGUCAUUGUUAAACCAGAUCCCCAUCUGUACCACCUGGUAGAGUUGACUCUCAACAUUGAGUCUAGUCAGCUGACCAAGUCCCGCAGUGACUCUGUUGUCAUGAAGCUGGGACUGCUGCUGCGGGAUGCAGCUAGUCUGGUUGUUAGAGCUCUGCAGACUGAGGCAGCGACUGGUAGAGCAGUCCUGGUGUUCUAUGUGACAACCUCCCACGGCGCUCUGCCCGGUCCCUCGGUGGUGCGAACGCUGCGUAAUAAGUUGGCGCAAGACUCUGUGUUGUUACAGCUCAGUGUCGCCAACAUCCAGACAACAGUCUGCCAAAACAAUUGUUCAGGCCACGGAGUGUGUGACCAGGCCACUAGACAAUGUAUGUGCGAGGCUUUCUGGAUGCAGGAUUUGUUCCGGAAACAUUUUGGAGACGGUGACUCCAACUGUGACUGGAGUAUCCUGUACGUAGUGAUUGCACUGUUCACAUGUUUCGUAUGUGUGGUUGGCUGUGUUUGGGGCCUCGUGUGUGUCUGCUCUAGACUCUGCCUCUGUUGCCAACGUCCUUCCAAGAGGCAGCGUUAUGCCUUACUAGACAAUAACGAAGACUCACGCUUGCCUUUGGGGAAAGUGAUGGUGUCGGAAAGCGAGUCGGACUCAGAUAUUUUAUUCGAGAGCCGCAAACCGAACAAAUUGACGAACGGAGAUGCCCGCAACGGGGUGAAGAACAAUCGACCAAUGACAGGGUUCAAGAUGGAGAGGAGAGUAAAGACCUAACUAUUUGUGAUACAAAUUUUUAAUGUGAUGGAAGUAGUUUUAAGCCUAAGAAUAUUUAUUGACUUGUUUAACAGUACUCUCUUUCAAAAGGAUGCACAAUAAUGUUUUAACUCGUUUUUCAUCUACUUAUCAAAAGAUAGUAUUUUAAUUUUAUACUGAGUUGGUAGGC
Messenger RNA from Macrosteles quadrilineatus (aster leafhopper), 3168 nucleotides. RefSeq names its product dyslexia-associated protein KIAA0319-like. NCBI's taxonomy places the organism in Eukaryota, Metazoa, Arthropoda, Insecta, Hemiptera, Cicadellidae. Bases 108 to 2999 code for a protein of 963 amino acids. Gene Ontology annotation, cellular component: cytoplasmic vesicle; plasma membrane. The record is from RefSeq and is a predicted model, not a curated record. The transcript has 20 exons.